Paramecium sonneborni is the source of this 606-nucleotide messenger RNA. Lineage: Eukaryota; Ciliophora; Oligohymenophorea; Peniculida; Parameciidae. The record is from the annotation of a GenBank genome assembly.
AUGAACUAAAUUAUUCCAAACUUUAAUUCUAAGAUCAAUGCAACAUUACAGCUAAUAUUUUUAGUAACAGCAGGCUUAUUAUUGUGUAUAUUGUUAUUUUCAACAUAUAGGGAAUAAGAAAUUCCCUUUAAUGGAGAAUAAUUAAAAUGUAAGUUAAAAUACGAUGCCAAAUUGAAAUGUAGAUUAAAUAAUAGAAUAUUAACAAAUAAUAAAAUAACUAAGGAGGAUUGUAAAUUUGAAUAUAUGUGCAAUUCAAUUUUAGCAACGUAUCCAAUAUCAAUAAUAGAUGGAGUAUUGAUUAUUAUGACUAUAGUGAUGAGUUUGAUGAAGCAUUCAAAUUUACCAGGUAAUGUUGCAAUAUUUAAUAUUGUUUCAUUGAUUUCAAUAUUUUUGAGUGGUACAAGUUUGUUUAUAAUGUCAAUAAUUUUAAUGACUGGGGCUGAGUCUGAAAAUCUAAGUGUGUGGAUAUUGAUAAUUUAAUUAGUGAUUUCUUUAAUUCUAUUUGGGAGUCUAAUUUUUAUAAAAAGAGAAGAAGAAGUUUCAUAUUUAAUAAAAUAAAAAGAGUAGAUGAAUGGAAUAGAGAUAAAAUAAUAUGUAAUAAGUUGA